Aspergillus brunneoviolaceus CBS 621.78 is the source of this 801-nucleotide messenger RNA. RefSeq lists its product as uncharacterized. The transcript has a single exon. Lineage: Eukaryota; Fungi; Ascomycota; Eurotiomycetes; Eurotiales; Aspergillaceae. The coding region runs from base 1 to 801 and encodes 266 amino acids. The record is from RefSeq and is a predicted model, not a curated record.
AUGCCCUUCAACUCCCCUAAGCGCAAGAGGGCAUCGUCAGAGGAUACCGACCAGUACAGUCCAUCGUCACCCACAUCUACUGUCUCGAUACUCAGCCUUCAGGAAGCCAGACUUCGAGAAACUGAAGACUUGGGAAGGUACAGUCCUCGAGCGGUAGUGGCCGGUCGCCUAGGAGAACUGGCCAUCCGUGGAGACCGUCUAUCGACUCCCCCAACUCCUUAUGGGUUAGAUCAGGGCGCUGUCACGCAUUCGGUGCCGUCGGGAUGCUGGCCUGUUCUAUACGACUCUAUCUUUGGGCCUUGCAAAAUGCCCGAAACUGGCUCUCACGCAGAAGAUCAGCCCAAUCUAGACGAGUCGACGGAAAACACAUGCCAUCCCCAGUCUGAUAAUCCCAAUACUGGCAUCUCCGCAUCGCCUAGAAAAAGGCAGUCAAUCCCGAGUCCCCGCAAGAAGAAGAACCCAUCGGUCACAUCUAAGAUUCGCAGCGCGGGAAGCUCACCACCGCUCACCGGCGAUGCGCUUGAAAAUCCGCUUACAUGGCAUGACUCGGAGAUCACUGGACACAACCCUUCAGACCCGAGUGAUGAUGGCUACGGGAUAAAUGGCAUCGGUUUUAAGCCUACUGCGGCCAUCGCAUGGGCCAGGUCGCAAAAGAGGCAGAAACAAGUCGCAGAAUGGAAAAACCGGGAAGCAAGAGAGGCACGAGAAAAGCGACGAGAGCGACGCGAUGGUGCCGAUUUGGAUAAAAUCCGAAGCAUUCAAAGUGGUGCCAUACAGAAGAGGGUCAAGUUCAACAUGUGA